AUAUGAAUACAUGAUGCUUUAAAAUUUAUGUUUGCAGGAAUCGUGUUUUCGAACCAUAAAUACCCGCUGCUCUGUUCGGCUCGGUUGCUGCCGUGCUCCGUUUAAGAGGCUUUUGAGAGGUGAAGGAAGCUUGAUUCAUUCCAUUUAAAAUGGGAGGGAGAAGAAAUAAAUCUAAUCAAGGCACUCGGAAAUGUGCAAACUCUGCUACAGAUAUUGACAAUGAUACAGAUGCAGAGAUUUGUACAAGUGCAAGGGCUCUACCCCUACCCAGGAAUUUGAAUCUCUUCUUAGAGCAGUUAUAUGAGAAAAGGGGGUCGACAAGGGAGGCUGCACUUUCUUCAAUUAUCCAGAUAUCUAGUCUUGGUUAUCACUAUAAGUUCUUUGAAAAGAACUUCACUGAGUUACUUUACCAGUUCUUGAAAUCUUUUACAAGGGGUUCAGUCAAAGAGAGUUGUUUGGCUAUUGAGGCACUAGGAUUACUAGCCAUCACUGUUGGCUGUGGGGACUAUGGUCAUGAACUAUAUAAAGAAUCAGCCCCGGUUCUCUCAGAAGCUCUCAAAACCGAGUCUCAGUCGAAGAAGUUAAAAUUAAUCUUGGAUAGUUUGGCUAUCAUCACCUUCGUUGGGGGAAAUGAAUUAGAAGAGACAGAAAGAUCAAUGCAAAGUAUUUGGGAUUUCAUGCAUUCAAAAGCCAAUCUCAAGGAAGCCCAGAGUGUGGCUAUUUUCUCUUGGUCACUCCUUCUAAGUACCAUGGAUAUCUGGAGUCUUGGCUACAAACUUUGGCGCGGGGCGAUCCCUUUCUUUGAGAAACUACUAGCAGCAGAUCACGAAUCCACUCUAAUUGGAGCUAGGCAAGCACUGGCACUAAUUCAUGAACUAGGGUCCCUUGAGAAAUUUGAAGCUGACAAUCCAGAAAAGGAGGAGAUGAAUGCUGAGAAAACAUUGAAGGAUGAAUGUGUUCCGGAAAUUCCAGUAAAUAUUGAUAAACGAGUAUUGAAAGUCAGCACGACAGCUCAACAAAUCCAGCUAAAUUUUAUGAAGCGGUUGCUUGGUUCUGGUUUUGUUGUGCACAUGAAGGAAAAUGUAUUUCUGCAUGAUGUUUUCGAUUUCAAACCAGUAAGACGGCAACCAGGCAAAGAACUGUAUCUGGCUGAACGUGAUGAGAUCUCUAUCAAUCUUUUUGUUCCUGACGUAAAAAAAGAAGAAAACUUCCAGCGUAUUCACAAGUCACAAAAUUCGGUUUUUGUGAAAGCAAGAACACAGAUAAGAAACAAAAAUCGCGAUAUUAAAGGGGAGGAGCAAUGGUGUUCUGAAGAUUGAUGAUGAGCGUGACAGAUUUUGCUGCUUUGAUUUUUGUAGGAUUAGUUUAUACCAUUUCAUUUAUUAACUUGGUAUAAAAAAUAUUAUUAUUUAUUUUAGAAAAAAUAAAACGAGGACCAAAUCAGGGCGCCUUUUAUAUAAUUUCAUUUAUUUACUUGGUAAAAGUUUCUUUUGAAUUUGCUGGCCU
Messenger RNA from Erigeron canadensis, 1506 nucleotides. RefSeq lists its product as uncharacterized. Bases 150 to 1319 code for a protein of 389 amino acids. The transcript has 16 exons. NCBI's taxonomy places the organism in Eukaryota, Viridiplantae, Streptophyta, Magnoliopsida, Asterales, Asteraceae. The record is from RefSeq and is a predicted model, not a curated record.